This is a messenger RNA of Paramacrobiotus metropolitanus, 1701 nucleotides long. Its product is annotated as leukocyte elastase inhibitor-like. The transcript has 3 exons. The record is from RefSeq and is a predicted model, not a curated record. Bases 66 to 1412 code for a protein of 448 amino acids. Lineage: Eukaryota; Metazoa; Tardigrada; Eutardigrada; Parachela; Macrobiotidae. Gene Ontology annotation, molecular function: serine-type endopeptidase inhibitor activity.
AGCACCAUUCAUUCAAAAAUUAGAAACUCCCAUCAUAUCCACAAUAUUUUGAUUUCCAAAAGUAAAUGUUUAACCCAAUUUUAUCGGUUUUUCAAAUUUUUAUACUCGGAUUAAUUUCAAAGCUUGUUGCCACUGUUGGCUCCAAGUUUGACAUCUGCUCGGUCCCAUUCCUUCAUUACGGUCCCCGCUCAUACAGAUCCGUAUUCCUCACACCCGACACCGCUAAAAUGACCACGCACUUAGAAUCUAUAAAGAAGUCCAUGGACGAAUUCUCAAUGAACAUUUACCACCAGAUCGCCGCCAGUCCGGAACAUGCAUCGUCUAAUCUGUUUCUCUCUCCGCUGAGUAUCUCCUCGGCGCUGCUGCUGGCGUACGUCGGAGCCAAAUCCUCCACCCGUGCGGAACUCGAAGCCAUUCUGCAGAUCCAGCAGAACUUCGCUGGCAACGAGGCCGACGUCCUGAAGGCCUACGGUGAAGUGAUGCAGGUGUUCGUGCCCAGCAAAGACGAACGCGGACAAAAUGCCUUCGACUUGUCGUUGGCCAAUCGCGUCUACGUCCAACGCGGUUUCCACCUGAAACCCGAAUACCAGACCGCGGUGACGCAGAAACUCAACGGAGAAAUCGGGGAGGUAGCGUUCAAGGAGGAUACGGACUCAGCCAUCCGCGAGAUCAACACCUGGGUGGAAAAGCAGACCAACAAUAAAAUCCGCGAUCUCGUCAGUGGUGGCGCCGUCACAGCACAGACUCUGAUGGUCCUGGUGAACGCGAUUUACUUCAAAGCCUCAUGGUUGAACCGUUUUGACGAUAAGAACACGAAGAAGGAGGAUUUUUACAAUUUGGACGGGAAAGUGAGCAAAGUGGAUAUGAUGUUUAUGGGAAAGAAGAAAUAUAAAUAUUUUAACAACGACGAAGUCAAGCUGCCGCUGCCGCCCUUCCAAAUGAUCGAAAUCCCGUAUAAAGCUGAGGAGAUGUCGAUGUUGGUGAUUCUACCACAGGAUAAGAAUGGACUGGCGGAAUUGGAGAAGUCACUGACGGGUGAAGCGCUGCGGAAUAUCUAUCAUGCGUGUUCGCAGCGGAAAGUGGAUGUGUGGCUGCCCAAGUUUAAAUUGGAGGAAUCGUACAAACUGGUAGAUGUGCUGCAGAAGAUGGGAGUGCAGCAUUUGUUUGGGAAAGCGGAUUUGAGUGGAAUUGCCGAUGAGCCGUUGGUCGUUUCGGAAGUGCUGCACAAAGCUUUUGUCGAAGUGAAUGAGGAGGGAACGGAAGCCGCGGCAGCCACAGCCAUGAUGAUGACCCGAGCGUUGGUCGUCGAACCACCUCCAGCGCAGUUCCGUGCUGACCAUCCGUUCAUGUUCGCCAUUCGGCAUCAAGGCACCGGUCUUGUGGCCUUUGUUGGACGUGUGGCUCAGCUGUGAAAAGCGGUGGAUGUUUUGAUUUAGUUUCGCCUUUACCUAAUUAAGCGACAUCAGUCGCAGAUUGGUUAUGUUGCAAAGUACUGCAGCUUUCGGUUCCUGUCUAAUUUUGUUCGUAUGAUUCGUUUGUUAAGCAUCAAGUGCAUGAGUCGUUAUACUUUGAUUGAGGUAUCUUUCCAGCUAGAAUCAGCUGCUUUUUAAUAAGGUUUUUCCAAUUUUUGUAAACUUAUGCUUUUUACUUUAAAUUUGUUUUGUUCCUUUCUUUGUGAUUACCGCAAUAAACGCCUUUCCA